CGGCACUCUGUCGCGGGCAUCAGCCAAUGUGGUCCACAGAAAGCGUUGCCCAGAGGAACACAAGGCGGCCUGCUUUGGGAAUGAUGGGCGCAUUGCGUGAGGCAAGGUGCUGAAGCUAUAUUUGCAUCGUUAGAGCUGAACCCGUUGUGCGACCACAGAGCGCUGCUCCAUGAAUCCUCAACCCCUGCUGCGUGCUGCUGCUUGUUCUCCUCUGUCUACCGCCGCUCGGCUCUUACGAGAGCGCUCCUCCCACCCACUCGCUCCACUCUUUGUGCUGCCCAUCACCUUUUUCGUAUCCCCAGUGCGCACAACCGGCGGUUUGUGUAGCGGGCUGGCAAAUGCGUUCGAAUGACGCUUUUUCUCACUCUUGCGCUUCUCCUUUGCAUCUCCUCAGCCAAACACAGCGAGUGGCGAGACCACUUUUUGCGCCAAACACUGAUCCGCUCCAUGUAGCACAGCAUCUCUUGACACAGUAACGUCCCGUCCAAUGUCGACUGUGUUCCUAGAAUAGACCAAGCAGCGCUGGGCGCGGCGCAGCUGCCCAUCCCACACUCUUUUAUUCUUACGCCCUGGUAGCGUUCCCCAAUGUGUGCUGCCAGAAUCUUCUCAAUCCCGCACUCUUGCCUGCGAAAAUG
This is a messenger RNA of Linderina pennispora, 635 nucleotides long. RefSeq lists its product as uncharacterized. NCBI's taxonomy places the organism in Eukaryota, Fungi, Kickxellomycota, Kickxellomycetes, Kickxellales, Kickxellaceae. The coding region runs from base 170 to 352 and encodes 60 amino acids. The transcript has a single exon. The record is from RefSeq and is a predicted model, not a curated record.